GGUGCGCCAGCCCAACAGCCAAUAUUGGUCGGCGUUGACUAAAUGGCCCUUACGGCCUUGCCGCAGUCAUAUUUCCCUGUGGGUGGGUGUCCAAAACCUUAAUCAAUUUCUGACCAAAUCUCCUUAGUUGAGUUGAUCCAGUUAAUGCUAAUUUGUUUCACAACUCUUCGUCUACAAUGGAGAGAGAACCGCGUCCCUCGCAAGUCCAAAUAAGGAUCAACUCCAGGCGUCACAGUGGCGUGAUUCACCCACUACAGUCAUCCCCAGCUCCGGCAUCAGCUGCUGCAAGCCCGGGCGUUAACCCGGUGGAGAUCAAGCAUUUCAAGAAAUGGGUCCCCUGGUUGAUACCUUUGUUUGUGGUCGCCAAUACCAUCGUGUUUAUAAUCAUCAUGUACGUCAACAACUGUCCCAAGAACUCUGUUUCUUGUAUUGCUAAGUUCUUGGGUCGCUUCUCUUUCCAGCCUUUCAAGGAGAACCCUCUGCUUGGGCCUUCCUCCAAUACGCUGCAGAAGAUGGGGGGUUUAGAUGUGAGUAAAGUGGUAGACAAGGACCAGGGAUGGCGCCUCAUAACUAGCAAUUGGUUGCAUGCUGGGGUUUUCCAUUUAUUGGCAAACAUGCUGAGUCUUUUGUUGAUUGGAAUUCGGCUUGAGCGUGAAUUUGGGUUUGUACGGAUUGGGUUGAUAUACGUCAUCUCUGGGUUUGGGGGCAGUAUUUUUUCUGGCCUUUUCAUCCAGUCAAACAUCUCUGUUGGUGCUUCUGGUGCACUUUUUGGCUUACUUGGAGCAAUGCUUUCUGAACUCAUCACGAAUUGGACAUUAUAUUCCAAUAAGGUUGCAGCAUUACUAACCCUCCUGGUCAUCAUUGUGCUCAACUUGGCAGUCGGAAUCCUCCCACACGUGGACAACUUUGCUCAUAUUGGUGGGUUCCUUUCGGGUUUUCUUCUUGGGUUUGUGUUUUUGAUACGUCCCCAAUUUGGAUGGGUUAGUCAAAGAUAUACUCCUGCUGCUGCGGAUAAACCUAAAUUCAAGAUGUAUCAGUGCAUAUUAUGGGUUGUUUCUCUGAUCCUUUUGAUUAUUGGGCUCACUGUUGGCCUGGUUAUGCUGCUCCGUGGAGUUGAUGCAAAUGAUCAUUGUUCUUGGUGUCAUUAUUUGAGUUGUGUCCCAACUUCAAGCUGGAGUUGCAACACUCAGCCUGCAUCUUGCUCGACAAUCCAGACAGGCAACCAGUUAAAUAUAACGUGCUCGAGCAAUGGGAAAUCAGGUGUAUAUAUAUUGCCAAAUGCAUCCAAUUCGCAGAUCCAAGGAUUGUGUGUUGAGCUUUGCAGUUGAUUUAUGCAGAAGACGAUGAAAGCUGACAUGCGCUACUUAGAUGUAUAAACUUCUCGUCGCAUAUUUUUUAUCUACAGACAUUUGAAUUGCUAUUAUGUUGAUACGUUAUUACGACUGUUCAUCUCCUUGUAUUAAUAUUAUUUUGUACAUUGACCUUUACAUAGAAAUAAUAAUGAAUUAUUGUUUAAA
Molecule: messenger RNA, 1517 nt
Organism: Carya illinoinensis
Lineage: Eukaryota; Viridiplantae; Streptophyta; Magnoliopsida; Fagales; Juglandaceae
Product: RHOMBOID-like protein 4
Exons: 6
Coding region: 177-1328 (383 amino acids)
Biological process (GO): proteolysis
Cellular component (GO): membrane
Molecular function (GO): serine-type endopeptidase activity
Source: RefSeq, a predicted model, not a curated record